This is a messenger RNA of Dothidotthia symphoricarpi CBS 119687, 1650 nucleotides long. RefSeq names its product tyrosyl-tRNA synthetase-like protein. Gene Ontology annotation, cellular component: mitochondrion; cytosol. The record is from RefSeq and is a predicted model, not a curated record. Gene Ontology annotation, molecular function: RNA binding; tyrosine-tRNA ligase activity; ATP binding. Gene Ontology annotation, biological process: tyrosyl-tRNA aminoacylation. Lineage: Eukaryota; Fungi; Ascomycota; Dothideomycetes; Pleosporales; Dothidotthiaceae. The transcript is spliced from 5 exons. The coding region runs from base 1 to 1650 and encodes 549 amino acids.
AUGCAGCAGAGCAUACUGGGCGUACUUGAAGAGCGAGGCUUUGUGAAAGAUGUUGCUGGCGGACGCCAGACCCUCGAUUGGUUAUUGACCGAGAAGAGGAUUGGCGCAUAUGUUGGCGUAGACCCCACGGCUCCCUCCCUGCACGUUGGACACCUCCUCCCGCUGAUGGCGCUGUAUUGGAUGUACUUCCACGGAUACUACACAGUCAGCUUGGCUAAUGCUGGUCAGCUAGGCGGAGGUACAGUGCAGAUUGGAGAUCCCUCUGGAAGAUCGACAGCGCGUUCACGAAUGGGAACAGAUGUACAAGCCAUGAACAUUGAGAGCAUACAGUCGCAGCUAGAAAAUCUCUGGACCAAUGUCAAGUGUCUGGGUAUCAAACAUCAAUACUCACAAUCUACCAACAGACGGCAAAAGAUUCUUAACAACCGAGAAUGGCUGCGGAAACUAAGCGCAAUUGACCUGCUGAGAGAUUUGGGAUCGGGCAUGCGACUAGGCACAAUGUUAAAUCGCGACUCAGUCAAGAUGCGAAUGGAAAGCGGCGAAGGCAUGGCAAUAUCCGAGUUCAGCUACCCUCUCUUUCAGGCCUACGAUUGGUGGAGUAUGUACAAACACCAAGGUGUCCAGCUGCAAAUUGGCGGAUCAGAUCAAUACGGGAAUAUCUGUGCUGGCAUGGACGCUGUGAGCCAUAUGCGGAAGAUCCACCAUCUGGACAGUGAAGAAGCAGGCACAGGGGACCCACGGGCCGCUGUCUACGGCCUUACGACUCCCUUGCUUACUACUGCUUCUGGAGAAAAGUUCGGCAAAAGCGCUGGGAAUGCCGUGUGGCUGGACCGACAUAUGUUGAACUCAUUUGAUCUAUAUCAGUACUUCUUGCGAACAGCUGACGACGACGUCGAACGAUAUUUGAAACUCUUCACCUUCCUUCCUCUCCAAGACAUCAAGCUGCUCAUGGCAGAGCAGAGACAACACGAAUCCAAGCGCGCAGCCCAGCACGUUCUUGCUAAAGAGAUUGUCGAACUUGCCCAUGGAGCAGCAGAGGCGAAGAAAGCCGAGACAGCACAUAAGGAAGCCUUCAGCAAUGGCACCAAUACAUUUGCGUUGGGGUCACUUAGGAAAGCCUUAGCGGUUAUCAACAACAAGGACCCUUCAAUAGUGGAGACUUUAGGGGAAGGACAGGAAGAAUUGUUGGCCUAUAAAAAGGCUUACGCCGCCUCGUCGACUGCGCAGACCACCUCCGGCACGACUGCUGAGCGUGCAAAAAACGACGACAACAAUGUUGUUACUCUUCCUAUCACGCUUCUGCAGGCAGGUUCAUUUCCACGCGUCUUGUAUGCCGCAGGUCUCGCUUCAUCCAAGAGCGAGGCUCACCGCCUAAUAGCAAAGAAAGGAGCGUACGUAGUAGCACCCAAUUCAGGAUCCAUUGAGAAUCCUACCGCCCUGAAAUGGAUGCCUAUCGAGUCUGCAAAUAUCGCAGAUCCAAACCAUUUCCUCAUCGACUGGGAGGCUCUGGUACUCCGGUCAGGCAAGUCGAAAAUCCAAGUCUGCCGCAUAUUAUUGGAGGGACAGUUUGAAGCCGAGGGACUGACUUGCCCGGGCUGGGAAGAGUUCAAGGCUAAGCGGGCUGAAGCUCUCGAGCAGGGUCAGCAGUAA